This is a messenger RNA of Salvelinus namaycush (lake trout), 2486 nucleotides long. RefSeq names its product kinesin light chain 1-like. Bases 9 to 1559 code for a protein of 516 amino acids. NCBI's taxonomy places the organism in Eukaryota, Metazoa, Chordata, Actinopteri, Salmoniformes, Salmonidae. Gene Ontology annotation, biological process: axo-dendritic transport. Gene Ontology annotation, cellular component: kinesin complex; membrane-bounded organelle; cytoplasm. Gene Ontology annotation, molecular function: kinesin binding. The transcript is spliced from 11 exons. The record is from RefSeq and is a predicted model, not a curated record.
GUGGCACCAUGUUGUCAGGGGAGGAGAUUCUGUGCAGCACGCGGCAAGUGAUAGCGGGCCUGGAGGCGCUUCGUGGCGAGAACCACACCCUCCUGGACGACCUGCAGAAGGCGCUGGAGGGCCGGCCGGCGGCCGACAGUGGCAGUGUGGAGCAGGAGAAGAGUGGCAUCAUCCGCCAGUCUCUGGAGAGGAUAGAGCUGGGCCUGGGAGAGGCACAGGUGAUGAUGGCUCUGUCGGCCCACCUGGGCUCCCUGGAGGCGGAGAAGCAGAAGCUGCGGACCCAGGUACGGAGGCUGUGCCAGGAGAACCAGUGGCUGAGGGACGAGCUGGCCGGGGCCCAGCAGAGGCUGCAGGACAGGGAGCAGGAGGUGGUCACCCUGGAGGAGCAGAACAGACACCUGCAGUUCAUGAGCAGCAUCCGCAAGUACGACCAGGAGGAGCCCCCACCGGAAGACAAAGGAACGGGCUCCACCAAGGAGUCCCUAGAUGAUCUUUUUCCCACGGACGAGGAGGAACAGUCACAGAUAUCUCAGCCCCACGGUAGCAGUGCGGCAGCAGCGGCCCAGCAGGGAGGCUAUGAGAUCCCGGCCCGCCUGAGGACCCUUCAUAACCUGGUGAUCCAGUACGCCUCCCAGGGCCGCUACGAGGUGGCCGUGCCCCUCUGCAAACAGGCCCUGGAGGACCUGGAGAAGUCCUCGGGCCACAGCCACCCUGACGUGGCCACCAUGCUCAACAUACUGGCCCUGGUCUACAGAGACCAGAACAAGUACAAAGAGGCGGCGAACCUCCUGAAUGACGCAUUGGCCAUCCGGGAGAAGACCCUGGGCAUAGAUCACCCUGCGGUGGCAGCCACACUCAACAAUCUUGCUGUACUGUAUGGAAAGAGAGGGAAGUACAAGGAAGCUGAGCCACUGUGUAAGAGAGCCCUGGAGAUCAGAGAGAAGGUGUUAGGCACGGACCACCCUGACGUGGCAAAGCAGCUGAACAACCUGGCGCUGCUGUGUCAGAACCAGGGCAAGUACCAGGAAGUGGAGCAGUACUACGAGCGUGCCCUGCACAUCUACCAGAGCAGGCUGGGCCCCGACGACACCAACGUGGCCAAGACCAAGAAUAACCUGGCUUCAUGUUACCUGAAACAAGGGAAGUACAGACAAGCUGAGGCUCUGUAUAAAGAGAUCCUGACCCUGGCCCAUGAAAAAGAGUUUGGAUCUGUGGAUGGUGAGGUGCGGGAUAUCUGCACCCACACGGGAGAGGAGGGCUCCAUGCAGGAUGGGCUGGGCAGUCUGAAGCGCAGCGGCUCGUUCACCAAGCUCCGCGAGUCGAUACGCAGGAGCAGCGAGAAGCUGGUCAGGAAGCUGAAAGGAGUCGGAACUCAGGAUACCACCCCUCCGACUCCUGGGAUGAAAAGGGCUAAUUCUCUGAAUGUGCUGAACGUGGGUGCGAGGGAGCAUCAAGAAGCGGCAAGGGGCACCAGCGACCUAACAGAGAACCGAACCCUGAGCUCCAGCACCCAGAGCCUUGCACGGCGAGGGUCCCUCAGCUACACCUCUGAACACUAGCCCCCCUCCCAACAUCCAGGAAGUACUCUCAUACAGCUCUGACCCCUACUCCACUCUCCGUCUGUGGAUUGGCCUCUUGUGCCUACAUGGGUUACUCCACCCCUUCCCUGUUUAAAUCGAACACUGAUCCAUUAUCAGUUGAGGUUUGUUUACUGCACUAUGUUGUAGUGGGGGGAGGCCACUGGUACUCCUUGCCUGCUGUCUGCUAGUUUCAUCCCCUGGUGCCCCAGUUCUGGGGUAUAGAUUAGGAUACACACAGCAAUGAGGACUGGUUUUGAGUGACACAGAUUGUAUCAAUUUCAGACCAGUUUAAUCUGGAAAUGAAAUGACAAUCCAUUUUGCUUUUUUAUAAUGAUUUAGUAAUGCUCUGUUGUGACUUACUGUACAAGGAGGGAAAUGCUUGAAUUCUUAAAUGAUUGUUCACAAUUAUGAACAUGUUGAUAUUUCUAUUAAGGUAGUGUCUGAAGCUAUUGGAUAUUAUCUAAAUGACUGUAGCUAUGCAUGAAAAAAAUACCUUAUUUAUACAAUAUGUUUUUUUAAAUGUGUUACAUUCUGAUUUUAUCUUCUUGUGUUCAUGUUUACCAGCGGUUCUCGUGUUUUUGGCACUAGAUUUUAAUUCCAAAACGCUGAUCUGCACAAGCACAAUUAAAACAAAGAUUUACUAAUACAUCUAGUGAAUGUGAUGCACAAUCUGUGUAUUGGCUUCCAUAUUAGGUUAUGGUAAAGGACUCUCCUUAGUCCACAAUAUUACAGCACAAUCUCUACUUCCCAGUCCAGCUGUAGAAUGCUAUGUAAUUAUUGUCUAAGGCUUGGCAUUCUGUGAAAUGUUUGAACUAUGUUUAGCCGAUUUCAUUAUGAGCAGAUAUAAAAAGCAUAAGGGGCUCCCAAGUGGCACAGUCUAAGGCACUGCAUCUCAGUGCUAGAGGU